Messenger RNA from Cydia amplana, 2265 nucleotides. It is a transcript of the gene hook, whose product is annotated as protein hook. Lineage: Eukaryota; Metazoa; Arthropoda; Insecta; Lepidoptera; Tortricidae. The transcript has 15 exons. Gene Ontology annotation, cellular component: cytoplasm; centrosome. The coding region runs from base 196 to 2265 and encodes 689 amino acids. The record is from RefSeq and is a predicted model, not a curated record. Gene Ontology annotation, biological process: cytoskeleton-dependent intracellular transport; cytoplasmic microtubule organization. Gene Ontology annotation, molecular function: microtubule binding; dynein light intermediate chain binding.
ACACCUAUCUUUGUAAACUCACCAGCAAACGUCACGCUACGGUUCACUACUGUCGACGGGAAACAUUUCUUAUUUUUCUAUUUAUAUCUAAAAUUCCUUAUUCUUAUUAUCCGACCAAAUGUGAUAUUUAAUUAAGCACGAGUCUACUGUUAUUUUAAUUGACUUCACAGUGCAAUACGCUCCAUUCAUGCCAGAAUGGAGCAACCAAAUAGCAUAGUUUUGUGUGACAAUCUCAUUAAAUGGUUGCAGACCUUAAAUCUUAAGGCUAAACAUGGAAAUCCAUCAGAACUCUCAGAUGGCGUGGCCAUUGCGGAGGCUCUUACACAAGUCGCCCCAGAAUAUUUCUCCCCGUCAUGGAAUUCCAAAAUCAAAACAGAUGUGGGUCACAACUGGAGGCUAAAAGUCAGCAAUAUGAAAAAAAUAUUAGAAGGUGUAUUUGAUUAUCAUCAAGAUAUAUUAAAUUUGAGCCUGCAAGACUUUUCACGGCCUGAUGUAGUUAAUAUUGCUGAGCAUGCAGACCCUUCAGACUUGGGGAGACUUUUACAACUUGUUCUUAGUUGUGCCGUGAACUGCGAUAAAAAAGAAGAAUACAUCACCAGGAUAAUGGAGCUGGAACUCUCUUGUCAGCGGUCGAUCAUGCAAGCUAUACAGGAAUUGGAGACGUUGACGCUGGGCGGCAGGGGGGCGCCGCACGCGGACGCGCCGGAGCCCGACACGGACAUGAGGGAGGUGCUCGCCCAGCGGUGCCAUGAACUUGACACGCAGGUAAAAGUCCUCCAAGAAGAGAAGAUGACGCUGCUAAGCGAGGUAGCGCGACUGACCGCGGCGAGGCCGGACGAGAGGGCCGACGACGAUGACGCCGAACUCGACGAGGCAGGCGCUUCCCUCGGGCCUGCACACGCGGGAACAUUACGAUACAGUAAUAUGCGGGCGCAGUUAGACGCGUUGAAGGACGAAUUGGAUAAAGUGGAACUACAGAGAGAUGACCAGCGGGCGAGAGCCGACGCGCUCGAACGGGAGUUGGCGCUCAUGAAAUUAAGAAACGAAGAGUUACAAAUAGCAGCGUCAGAGAACGUAACGCUGAAAGAUGAGGUAGACGCUUUAAGGGAGACGGCUGCGAAAGCGGCCACUUUAGAAGCCACUGUGGCUUCAUAUAAAAAGAGGAUGGAGGAACAUGUUGAUUUGAGAAGACAGGUGAAACUACUCGAGCGAGCGAACACGGAGCACGUGCAGCGAGCGAUAGAACACGAGCAGGCGGCCACGCGAGCGAAUGCGUUACGCGCCAAAUUAGACAUUUAUAAAAAACAGGUUAUAGAUUUAAAUGAGAAACUAGACGCUGAAAUGACGAAAGCGGACAAACUGGAGAUAGAGAACAAAAAACUGUCGAGCCGAGCAGAUUUCCUGCAGCGCGAGCGAGACAAACUAGUGUGCGACAGGGACGCACUGAAGGAAACGGUGGAGGACCUCACCCACUAUACUAUAACUGCAGGGGCCAGCGAAGACAACGUAUCGCAGGAGCUGAUCCCGACAGAGAUGAAGGAUAAGCUUAUUCGGCUCGAACACGAGAACAAACUGUUACGGCAGAACCAGGGUGCGCACGCGGACCAAGGUUCUGUACAGGCUUUGCUAGAAGACUACGCAGCGCGGUUAGAGAAACAACGCGCGCUACACAGAGAACAGAACCAACGCAUCAUGCAGCUCGAGGCCGCGUUAGAAGCCGCGCCGACGAGGGACCCGCGGCUCGCUACCGCCAUGGAGGAUAGUCAGCGGAAAUCAUUACAAGUGGAAGAGUUGCAAGCCGCUCUAGCAGAGGAGCGACGGCGCGCCGGGAAACUACAAGAGACGCUCGCGGCGAGAGACGCCGAGCUGGUGGCCACCGAGGAAAAGUACAAGCGGUGCGUCGAGAAGGCCAAGGAGGUCAUCAAGUCGCUAGACCCCAGGGCUGCGGCGUUGCCAUCGCUGUCAGACAUGACGCUGGGCUACGCGCGCGGCGCAGGCACCGGUGCGGCGAGAGGCGACGCUACGCCCAACAAUAACCGACACGACGGGAGCGGCGGGGGCGGCAGUGGCGGCGGCGGCGGGGGGGGCGGCAGCACGGAGCAGCGGCUGCUGGCGUCGGCGUGGUACCAGCUGGGCGCGCGCUGCCACCGCGACGCCGUGGAGACGCGCUUCGCGCUGCUGUCCGCCGGACACUCGUUCCUGGCGCGGCAGCGGCGCCAGCCCGCCCACCCGCGCGCGCGCGCCGGGCCCGCCGCGCAGCCCUGA